This is a messenger RNA of Eptesicus fuscus (big brown bat), 582 nucleotides long. It is a transcript of the gene MSGN1, whose product is annotated as mesogenin 1. The record is from RefSeq and is a predicted model, not a curated record. The transcript has a single exon. Gene Ontology annotation, cellular component: nucleus. Gene Ontology annotation, molecular function: RNA polymerase II cis-regulatory region sequence-specific DNA binding; protein dimerization activity; DNA-binding transcription factor activity, RNA polymerase II-specific. Bases 1 to 582 code for a protein of 193 amino acids. Lineage: Eukaryota; Metazoa; Chordata; Mammalia; Chiroptera; Vespertilionidae. Gene Ontology annotation, biological process: regulation of transcription by RNA polymerase II; mesoderm formation.
AUGGACAACCUGCGCGACACCUUCCUGGGCCUGGAGGAUGGCCUGGGCUCCGCCGACAGCCCCGGCCUGCUGGCCGCCUGGGACUGGAAAAGCAGGGCAGGGCCCUUCGAGCUGAGCCAGGCCUCGCCCACUCAGAGCCUCUCCCCGGCCCCCUCGCUGGAGUCUUACACCUCUUCUCCCUGUCCCGCUGCGGCUGGGCUGCCCUGUGGGCACGGGGGUGCCAGCAACGAGAGCAGCGAUGGCUGCCGAGGCCGUGACGCCGGGGGCCUGGUGGAGGUGGACUACAACAUGUUAGCUUUCCAGCCUGCCUACCUGCAGGGCGCCGGGGGCCCCAAGGCCCAUAAGGGCACCAAAGUCAGGAUGUCUGUGCAGCGGAGACGGAAGGCCAGCGAGAGGGAGAAGCUCCGGAUGCGGACCUUGGCCGAUGCCCUGCACACCCUCCGGAACUACCUGCCACCUGUCUACAGCCAGAGGGGCCAGCCGCUCACCAAGAUCCAGACGCUGAAGUACACCAUCAAGUACAUCGGGGAGCUCACGGACCUGCUCAACAGCGGGAGGGAGCCUCGGCCCCAGAGCGCCUGA